Dendrobium catenatum is the source of this 577-nucleotide messenger RNA. Its product is annotated as late embryogenesis abundant protein Lea5. Lineage: Eukaryota; Viridiplantae; Streptophyta; Magnoliopsida; Asparagales; Orchidaceae. The coding region runs from base 97 to 378 and encodes 93 amino acids. Gene Ontology annotation, biological process: response to stress. The record is from RefSeq and is a predicted model, not a curated record. Gene Ontology annotation, cellular component: mitochondrion. The transcript is spliced from 2 exons.
ACAUACCCUAGUACUCUUCAUAGAGAGAGAAAAAUAGUAGAAGCUACAUCCUUAGAAAAACUUUCAGUUGAUUCUUAGUUCUGCAAUUUGCAUUACAUGGCUCGAGCGUUUCUUUUUGCUACAGUAUGCCGAGCGUUCAUAUGUCAGAAGAGAAGGCUCUCAUCGGCAGCGGCGUUGGUGACUAAAGGACAAGGUAGAGCGACGGAGUCGGCUCCAAAAAAGAACAGUGAUACGAAAGUGGUGGUAGCGUCGGAUGUUCAAAAUCCCUCUACGACGGCAUGGAUGCCAGAUCCAGUGACAGGGUACUACGGACCAGCUAACCGGCAGAAGGAAAUCGACGCCGCCGAGAUGAGGGGCAGGCUCUUCAGCCGCAAAUGAUUAUGGAUUGGAUGACCCCAGCUUAUCGAGUUAUGUUCUGUUUGGCUGCUUUGGUUGUGUUAUUGGAAAAGUUGAUGUUUAUGUGAAAUUUGUGAGCCAUAACGCUACUGCUUUGAAUUUGGGGAGAAAGCAAUUGACUUUGAGAAUAAAUUUAUGUUCCUCUCUAUUUUACAAUGAACUUUUUUUAUAUUUACGAAUA